Odobenus rosmarus divergens (Pacific walrus) is the source of this 2624-nucleotide messenger RNA. It is a transcript of the gene DPY19L2, whose product is annotated as protein dpy-19 homolog 2-like. Gene Ontology annotation, cellular component: nuclear inner membrane. The record is from RefSeq and is a predicted model, not a curated record. Bases 1 to 2313 code for a protein of 770 amino acids. The transcript has 22 exons. Gene Ontology annotation, biological process: spermatid development. NCBI's taxonomy places the organism in Eukaryota, Metazoa, Chordata, Mammalia, Carnivora, Odobenidae. Gene Ontology annotation, molecular function: mannosyltransferase activity.
AUGGUCGGGCAGACGAGGAGUAAGCUCAAAGAAGCGGCUUCAGACCCGGUGCACUCCUCCCGCUCCAUGCCGUCCAGGCGGCGGCGCCGGGCCACCGGAGCCGGGGAGCCGGAGAUGGAGGAGCCGCAGGCGGAGAUGGAAAAGCCACAGCCCCCUUUUCCCGUAGGCGGGGGGAACCUGCCGGGGGGCGCCCGGGACUACUCGCCGCGUAGGACCCGAAAUCUGAACACGCAGAACUGCAUGCAAAUGGAGGUGGUCGCGAAGACCUUUCUCGGCCGCUUCCAGUUCCUCAACUGUUUGCUGGAGCAGCUCCGCGACAAGGUGCAGCAGUUGCGGAGACGUCAGGUCAACAGCAGGACCUCUUUGGGCAUAGCUGCAUUUGUGGGAGUUUUGCACUGGAUACAUUUAGUAACACUUUUUGAAAAUGAUCGUCAUUUUUCCCACCUAUCAUCUUUAGAACGGGAGAUGACUUUUCGAACUGAAAUGGGACUUUAUUAUUCCUACUUCAAGACCAUUAUUGAAGCACCUUCAUUUUUGGAAGGACUGUGGAUGAUAAUGAAUGACAGGCUCACUGAAUAUCCCCUUGUAAUUAAUACAGUGAAACGCUUCCACCUUUAUCCAGAGGUGAUUAUAGCCUUCUGUUAUCGCACAUUUGUGGGAAUAAUGAAUUUAUUUGGGCUAGAAGCUAAGACCUGCUGGAAUGUCACCAGAGUAGAACCUUUAAAUGAAGUUCAAAGUUGUGAAGGAUUGGGAGACCCUGCUUGCUUUUAUGUUGCUGUGAUUUUUAUUUUAAAUGGAGUAAUGAUGGGAUUGUUCUUCAUAUAUGGUGCAUACCUGAGUGGGACUCAACUUGGAGGUCUCAUUACAGUAUUAUGCUACUUUUUCAACCAUGGAGAGGCUACCCGUGUAAUGUGGACACCACCUCUCCGGGAAAGUUUUUCAUAUCCAUUUCUUGUACUUCAGAUGUGCAUUUUAACUUUGAUUCUCAGGACCUCGAUCAGUAAUAGAAGGCAUUUUAUUGCACUCUGUCUUUCCAAUGUUGCUUUUAUGCUUCCCUGGCAGUUUGCUCAGUUUAUACUUUUUACACAGAUAGCUUCAUUAUUUCCCAUGUAUGUUGUGGGGUACAUUGAGCCAAACAAAUUUCAGAAGAUCAUUUAUAUGAACAUGGUUUCAGUUCUCCUUUGUUUUGUGUUGAUGUUUGGAAAUCCAAUGUAUUUAUCUUCUUAUUAUUCUUCAUCUUUGUUAAUGACUUUGGUGAUAAUUCUAAAGAGAAAUAAAAUUCAAAGAUUGGGAGUGUCUGAACUCAACUUUUGGCUUAUUCAAGUUUGUGCUUGGUUGUGUGGAACAAUUAUUUUGAAAUUUCUGACAUCUAAAAUCUUAGGUGUUUCAGAUCAUAUUCGCCUGAGUGACCUUAUAGCAGCCAGAAUCCUAAGGUAUACAGAUUUUGAUACCUUAAUUUACACCUGUGCUCCUGAAUUUGACUUCAUGGAAAAAGCGACUCCAUUGAGAUACACAAAGACAUUAUUGCUUCCAGUUGUUAUGAUGAUUACUUAUUUUAUCUUUAAAAAGGUUUAUCGUGAUAUUUUAUGUGUCUUAUCUGCAAACACUUAUCUAAGAAAACAGCUCCUUGAACAUGGUGAGCUGAUUUUUCACACAUUGCAACUGUUAGCAUUCACUGUCCUUGCCGUUUUAAUCAUGAGGCUGAAGUUGUUUUUAACACCUCACAUGUGUGUUAUGGCUUCCUUGAUAUGCUCUCGACGGCUCUUUGGAUGGCUUUUUUGCAGAGUUCACUUUGAGAAUGUUAUCUUUGGCAUUCUAACAGUGAUGUCAAUACAAGGUUGUGCAAACCUCCAUAAUCAAUGGAGCAUAAUAGGAGACUUUAAUAAUUUGCCUCAGGAAGAACUGAUACAAUGGAUCAAAUAUAAUACCAGACCAGAUGCUGUUUUUGCAGGUGCCAUGCCUACGAUGGCCAGUGUCAAGCUGUCUACUCUUCACCCCAUUGUGAAUCACCCACAUUACGAGGAUGCAGACUUGAGGGCCCGGACAAAAAUAGUUUAUUCCACAUAUAGUCGAAAAUCUGCAAAAGAAGUGAGAGAUAAAUUGUUGAAGUUACAUGUGAAUUAUUACAUUUUAGAAGAGGCAUGGUGUGUUGUGAGAACUAAGCCUGGUUGCAGUAUGCUGGAAAUUUGGGAUGUGGAAGACCCUUCCAAUACAGCUAAUCCUCCCUUAUGUAGCAUCUUGCUCAAGGACGGGAGGCCUUACUUCACCACAGUAUUUCAAAAUAGUAUGUACAGAGUACUAAAGGUUAACUGAAAACAAGAUAACCCAUCACACUGUGUGUAGAAAGCAAUCACUUUGCCUUAUUUACAUUAAUAAAAAUCACAAGCUUUAAUAAGGGACCCUUGAAAAGAAGGUAAUAAAAAUGGUUUCAAGUUAUUCUGAUUAUUAAAAGGUAAAUUAUUUCAUUGUUUUCCAUUGAAUGUCAGCCUUAUUAAGCUUCUUCUUUAAAUGAUUAAAUCAUUUCAUACUGCAUAAACCAAAUGUCGUCCAUCUUAAAAGUUCUAAAGAAAAAAUAUAUGUAAAAGAACAAUGAAACUCAAUAAAUGAAAGGUAUUAUUUAAGUC